AUGUCUUCUCACGAGACUUUCAAGAUCAAGCGAUUCCUGGCCAAGAAGCUGAAGCAAAAGCAGAAUCGUCAUCCCCAAUGGAUUUGAAUGAAAACUGGUAAUAAAAUCAGGCACAACUCGAACAGAAGCCAUUGGAGAAGAACGAAGCUGGGUUUGUAA
Phacochoerus africanus (Common warthog) is the source of this 159-nucleotide messenger RNA. RefSeq names its product 60S ribosomal protein L39-like. Gene Ontology annotation, molecular function: structural constituent of ribosome. Gene Ontology annotation, biological process: translation. Lineage: Eukaryota; Metazoa; Chordata; Mammalia; Artiodactyla; Suidae. The record is from RefSeq and is a predicted model, not a curated record. Gene Ontology annotation, cellular component: cytosolic large ribosomal subunit; ribosome.